Messenger RNA from Acanthamoeba castellanii str. Neff, 2367 nucleotides. RefSeq names its product leucine rich repeat domain containing protein. The transcript is spliced from 17 exons. The coding region runs from base 1 to 2367 and encodes 788 amino acids. Gene Ontology annotation, molecular function: protein binding; acyltransferase activity, transferring groups other than amino-acyl groups. The record is from RefSeq and is a predicted model, not a curated record. Lineage: Eukaryota; Discosea; Longamoebia; Acanthamoebidae.
AUGGCGGCACUUCCGCCUCUCGCCUCGAGCGACAACGUGGUUGUGGCGGAGGCUUCGGGAUGGGGCCUGGCCCAAAUCACCCAGGCCGCCCUGCGUGCGGUCGGCGGAGCCUGGCGCGCGGCUUCGGGCGGUGGCGACGACCUCAAUCAUUCCAAUAAUCACAAAGUCUCCAUCUGGGGCCAGCAGCAGCCGCGACCCCUCGUCGUGGCCCUCGCCGCCGUGGCCACCGUAGGCGCCGUGGGCGGGGCCGCCCUGCUACUCGCCUGGGUCCUACGACGCCGAACUAGUCCGCCGCCGCCGCCGCCGCGCAGCAGUCAGCAGCCGCAGCCGCGACUGUCGCAGGCGUCGACCUCGGUCGAGGCCGACCUGGAGGACGGCCCCGCCGCCCACAACGACGACCAGUACCACGACUGCGACCGCCGAGCCGUCGAGUGCCAAGACACGAUGAAUGCGGAGCCCAUGAAGCCGGCCGAUUUCGUGAGCUGUCCUCCGCUGCCCCUCAACUGCGCCAUCAUCACGCUCGCAGGCGAGCGGAAUCGGGAUCAUGUCGUCCUUCCCCUUCGACUCGAGCUGCUGAGCGAAAAGACCGCAGACGACCUCCAGGUGCUGAACGACUCGCUCUUCCCCAUCAAAUACAACCGACGGCUGUACGACAUCCUCCUUCGCACGCCCGAGUUGAGCUGUCUCGCGUAUUAUGGGGACACGCUGGUCGGUGCGUCGUCAUCGCGCGUCGAGCCCAUCUCCGACUCGGAGGACGAGGACGACGAAUCCGAGGAGCGGCCCGGUGAGGCCGAAAUUCAGAAACACAAGAUGGCCAACUACUACGUCAUGACCCUCGGCGUCCUGGGACCCUACCGCAGGAAGGGCGUGGGUGGUCAGCUGCUGCGGCAUGCGUUUGAUGAUUGCCACCGGGUGGAGAAGGAGACGGCCAAGCGGGCCGAGGAGAAGAAGCGGAGGGAGGAAGAGCGCCGACAAACGGCCCCAACCCCGAUUCGGACAGCGACAGCGACGACGAAGAUAACUGCGAGGUGCGCGAUGCGGAUCAACGACGUCUACAUUCACAUCGCGUCCAAGAGCGGGCGGGAGGUGGAGUUCUACAAACGCCACGGCUUCGAAAUGACCCGCAUCGAUCGCGAUUAUUACCGACGCGUGGAGCCACCGGACGCUCUCGUCUUCUCCAAAAACUACGCCCACUACCAGGUGGAGCAGCAGCUGCUGAAGGACAACCCGACGUCGGGGGCGGACGCGGUCGGGAGCCUGAAGGACAUGCUGGGCAAGUGGGUCAGCCAGAACUGGACCGCCAUGGAGUCCCAGCUCGCCGUGCUGCCCGCCGACCUGCGCGCCUGGCUGCUCAACUAUUUGACCGUCAACAGCCUCCUCGUCGACCCCCUCCUCCACAUACUCGCGCCCGACUCUGCCGCCACCCGUCUCGACCUUAGUUGGUGCAAGAGCGUGACGGAGACCGGGCUGCAGGGGAUCGGAGAGGCCUGCCCGCAGAUCCAGCAGCUCAUGCUGCGAGGAACCAGCAUCCGCUUUUCGCCCUUCCUCAAAAGUUUGAAGCACUUCCCGUUCGUGCAUUCGAUCAACCUGGAUCUCUGCCCGGACAUCGAGGACAAGGACGUCGUCUCGAUCAUCACGUCGCUCGGGCGCAACCUCCGCUCCAUCUCGCUCGCCGGCUGCGUCAAGGUGCUACGCGCGCCGUCAUACCUCACGCCAUACCCCACGCUCCGCUCACUCGUCAUCGCCUUUGACGGCCUCAAAGCUAACGCCUCCCUUGGCUCGGGUGCCCAGGUGUCGGAGCAAGCGGUGGAGAAGCUGGUCACGGAGUGUCCCAACCUCGAGAACGUUUCGCUAUCGGGCUGCGACCGCAUCACCGACGCGUCGCUGGAAUGCCUCUCCUCGCUCACCAAGCUGCAGCAGCUUGACAUCUCGUGGUGUCGCCAGCUGACUAACGUAGAGCCGCUGUCGGCGUGCCGGCACCUUUCAGUCCUCAAUCUCGACGGCUGCUGGAACGUGAGCGGGAGACGGUUCAUGGAGCUCUGCUCCAGCGUGCUUCUCACCGUCCUUUCCAUUGAUGAGUGUGGAGGCAUUCGGCGAAAGCACCUCUCGUGGUGUGCCCAGAACCAGCGAUUCGCCGCCCUCCGCAGUCUCACCCUCAGCGGUUUCUCGAAGCUUCACGACGAAGACCUCACCCUGCUUGUCAAGUCCGCCGACCAACUCAUGCACCUGGUGUUGUGGGCGACGGACUUUAGCGAGGCGCUGCUGCAGCAGCUGGCCGACGCCUAUCCGCGUAUCGAGAUCGAGGCCUUCAGCAACAUGAUCGACCCCGAAGGCGGCAGCUCCCACCGCACCACCGCUGCCCAGUAG